Molecule: messenger RNA, 13824 nt
Organism: Bursaphelenchus xylophilus (pine wood nematode)
Lineage: Eukaryota; Metazoa; Nematoda; Chromadorea; Rhabditida; Aphelenchoididae
Source: the annotation of a GenBank genome assembly
AUGGAAGAUGUGUCAGUAACUGAUAAUUUAGGUAAAAGUGAAAAAGUAAGUUAUUUUUAGCAUUUUUCUGUGUUUAGAAGGAAGAAAAAACCAAGAAUGAGACUUCUAGAAGCUUUUAUGUUGGUUCUCGAGACGUCUUUAGUUCUAAAAGACGGAGUACUUUGAGUAAAAUCCACAUUUACAGCGUUCGGAGGGCCCAGCUAGUCCGAAACGCCGAAAGACUGAAGAAGAAGCUAAUAAGAACGAUAUCUCAGCGAUUCCUGGCGCGGAAGCGACUUCAGCUUCCAUUACAGACAGUUCAACGUGCAAUUCAGCCUUGCAAAAAACUUCAGAACCCCAAAAACCACGUUUGAAGACCACUUCCGACAAGGAGAUUGAGGCAUUUUCUGCAACAAUGCCGACGAAAAUUGUCUUCAACAUAAAGAACGGUAGGUGUUCGACCAAUGUUUUUUUGAAGUUUAAUCUUUAGGGAUCCGAUAUUGCUCACCGUAUUGGGGAAUCUACAAAACUGAGACAAAAGGAAGAUGGGUUGGGCGAAGGCUGGUGGAGGUGUUCCAAACCGAAUUCCUCUCGUUCAACCCGGAUUAUAUUGUGAGUAAUUGGCAGUGAUGGGUAAAAUACGAGCUACAUUGUCAGUGGAUACAAAAAAAAUAGCCGGAAAUUUAGUGCUUACUACCAUUUUUAACCUUAUUUUAGGUAUCGGAUAUUGAAAACUUAGAUUUUUUUGAAAAUCAAAAAUUUCUUAAGUGAAAGUUGUGGAUUUGGUAACAGGUAGGUUAUAAAUGGUCAUGAAAGAGAUUCUAAAAUUGUUUUGACGACUUUUCGGACCAUUUUUUAAUCUUACUUUUGCUUCGAAAACAAAUCUUGGCCGAUUUUCGAAAUUUUUUACAAUUUUUACGUAAAAACUUCCUGUCUGUCGCAAAACAAAGUAAUUUCAAGACGAUUACGAGCCAUUUUCUUCUUUAUGUUACAAUAUGCCCAUUUCAGGUGGCCGCUGUGCGCCGGGGCCGAGUCCUAAUCAACGGAAAACAAAUGACCAAUUUGGACCAUUUGUUAAAACUAGGCGAAAAAAUCGAGCACAUAGCCCACAGACAUGAGCAUCCCGUCCUAGAUGUCCCGAUAGAAAUCCUCGCCGAGACCGAUGACCUGCUCGUUGUGAAUAAACCGUCUUCAAUGCCGGUUCAUGCCUGCGGAAAUUACAAAAUCCAUACGGUACUGGGGUUACUGUGGAAGUUACAUGGAAUUGCUGGACUCAGAGGUAAGCGGGGAUUGUGGCACUUUUUUUGAGAGUGAUUUUGAGGGUGGUUUUACGGGCUACCACUUUGAAAAUUUGGGGAAUUUUUUUGGGGGAAAAUAUAAUAUAAAGAAGACCCAAAAUGCAAGAAUAUGGGCUCAGCGAAACUCCGGUGGCUUAUUUAAGGUUUUUUUUAAACGAAAAAUUGAGAAACUUUCCAAAAAUUUCGGACUGAUAUCAAGGGUAAUAUAAAUCUUCUCAGAAAACAGGCCCUAGAGGAGCUACAACUAUUAUGUACGGACGUAAUCUCUCAUAAAUAACUUGGCUACAAAUUAUCUACAAUAAUAUGGACGUUGAAACACGGUUAAAAACGUAGUUAAGACCAGAGCACAACUAAAAAAGAAUAUUAUUAGAAUCUGAACGUCCUCAACCAUCAGAGGAAGAUAAGACGGACUUUGGGGACAUGCUUUUGGGACACGGUUGGAGACGACAAUACAAUUCAUUGUAAAUCCACACAAAAAGAACCAAUUAUAACAAUAAAAAAGGUGCGAAAUUGGGCAUGGUCUGCACUCUCUGCAGACGGCGAAAAAUACGAAAGGGGAAUUGUUUGAGUAAAGUAGAUUUGAAGCAGGGGGAAAAGUUUUCACAAUACAACCUACAGAUUUUGAUGGGAAAUUUUGAUUGAAGUUUUCCAGGACUCAUCCAAAGUUUUUCGCUCCCGCUUUGCGGAAAUUUACGAGAUUUUUAGAUCGAAAGUUACCAAAAAAUGUCGAUUUUUGAACUGAAAAAUUGAGGUUUUGUUCGAAGUGUGGAGGAGAAUGUUUCUACAAAGAAUCAUUUUUUCCGCAAAAGAAAUAACAUAGAUAUGUCUGACAAUGCUCUUUUUCUCUUUCCGUUUCUCCUCUUUUUCCCGUCUCUCGUCUGCAAAGAGCGAUCCAAGAUCCUGCAGACGUGAGACGGGAAAAGGAGGAGAAACGGACAGAGAAAAAAGUAUUUCCAACCACAUCUAUGUGAUUUCUUUUGCAGAAACGAUCAUUCUUUGUAGAAACGACGUCCUCUACGUUUCGAACAAAAUCUCAAUUUUUCAGUCCAAAAGUCUAAUUUUUAGGUACCUUUCGACCUAAAAAUCUCGCAAAUUUCUGCAAAACGUGAGUGGAAAACUUCGGAUGCGUCUAGAAAAUCGAAAUUAAUCCAAAUUAACGCCAAAUUUCAUCAGAAUCUAUGGGUUGUAUUUUGAGAACUUUUCUCACUGCCUCAACUUUAUUUUAUUCAAAGAAAUUUUAGUGGUAACUAUAAUUUUCCGAGCUAAAAAUUUCAGAACAUACCCGAGAAUUUUUUAGCCUAGAUUUGCGCCAUUUCAUUAAAACUGUGGUUUGUUUCUCUAGAGAAUUUUGUUGAUAAAGCUAUAAAUUAUAGACAGUUUUCUUCACAUUUCUGUCUCGGAACACACGCAAUGGUCUACAAAUAUUAUUUUGUAAUUCCACCAUGCAAUGAAACGAGUACGUAAAAAUGAACUCGAAAUUAUUGAAUAUCACGGCCACAUGAAUUAAAGGAAACAUUUUUUCGCUUGAAAACCCUUCCUUAUCCUACAAUAUAAAAUUAAACGCUUCCCCGGCUUUCCGACGAACCUCCAUGAAACUUUUGGCAGGACUUUUUGUGUGACUUCUUCAGGGAAAACCUCGCCUUAUCUGAUCCAAUCUUUAACGCGGUUUGGCUUCACGAAAAUAACACGUCAGAAUUGUUUCAAAAAUCCCCAGAAAAGAAGGGCGUUAAAAUAGUAGUCGAAAAAAAUUAUAAAAAUAGUCCGGAUGUUGUCAGUGGACUUUUAGCUACACUAGAUGUUAUAAUAGAAAAAAGAAAAUUUUAAUUUUCGUUCACUACUAAUCCAGUGGCAAAAAACGUACAAUUUUGCAUCCGGGAAGUAUCGAAAAAUGUAGCAAAAUGUCUCCGUCUCCAAGAAAAAAACCUUUUUGAAAGGCGCGCCCUUUCCCUCACAAAAAUUGCGGGCGCGCUUUUGAAAUUGGAGUAUUUUCACUUGGAGAGGGAAGCAUUUUGCCACAUUUUUGAUACUUCCCGGAUGCAAAAUGGUACGUGUUUUGCCGCAGGAUGAAGUCUGUCACUGUAGAAGGCGGAAGUCAAAAAAAAAAAACUAUUUCGUUCAGGUACAAAUUUAGAGAAGUUCUCACAGUUUGAUGUGUGGCUUCUGACGGGUAUUAUUGCUUCUCAACAACAAAAGCGUAAAAAAUUAUUUUUAGCUCAUUUUUGAGAAAUUACAAAAAUUUGUAGAGGUAUUUCUGAGCUAAAAUACUAAAAAUUUUUUUUCCUUGUAGUCAAGUUUUUUUGCUUUUGACUCACUAGUUGAAAUAAGGUUCUUUGAAACAACGAGACUCAUAAUUCGAGCAUCAAAAAACAACCAAAGGAAAUGAAUUUAGUUUUGGGCUUCCUGUCUGUUUGUCGACUCAUUCCUCGGCCAAAUCUUUAUUGGAGAUCAGAUAUCAAUACUUGUCAAACUUUUUGAGCGUGAGAAAAAAAUAAGUGAAAAAUUGUAAUUUGUGAAAAGUUUUAUGGGAAACUCGAAAGAUGAGUUAUAGAAUCAGUUAAAAAUGAAGUAUUACGCCGUUACAGGAGGUCGGAGUUCUAAACACUUCAACUUUUUAACAUCCGCCGAGGAUUUGAGAUUUGCACAUCUCUUUUCAUAAAUUAUUGUUCCCCCAGCGAUUAUAUUAGGCUAGAAAAAGAAGGAGGAAAUGACAUGUAAGAGGACGUCUGGAAUUACAAACGGAUUUCGCAGAGAGUGUAAAUUUGGUUAAGGAAGCUUGAGGACGCAUUGAGGACAUCAAGUUAUAUAUUAUCCAUGACGAAAAGCGCGGUUUUUUUGCCUUAUUUUUCGUUUUUCUAAUUAAAAAUAAGGGUAGAUAGGGAAAUAAGACUACAUUUUGUUGAGGAGACGGCUUUAGAGACAUUGCGGGGAUUCUCAGAAAAGUUUGCGUAAAUUUUUUUGACUUUUUGACUAAAAUUCAAAAAAUUUAAAAAGCAUGCGAGCUAGCUAAAAGCCUUAUUAAAGCAGCUAAUUCAAUUUUUGUUAAUAAAAUGCGUCGAAAUGACGGAUUUUCCGCAUGUUUGUGGAUAAAAUUUACGUGUUGUCGCAAGCCGGAAAACAAGGUUUAAUUGACGUGAAAUGGAUUUUUUUCUGCUUACAAACCUCCACACCCAUCUUACAUAUUGUAUUUACCACUGGUAACCCAUCUCCCCCACCCCACUAAAAGCAUGUCCUCAGGGCCGAACGUCAACCAGACGAAAAACAAUAAAUUUGCCGCCGCUUUUCGAUGACUUAUAUUUAUUGACAAUCCCUUGAUAGACUCCGAAAAGAACUCCCGCGGAACUGUUAAAUAUCACGGCAUGCAAAAAACGCAAAAGUUGAAUUCCUCCGCCUUGUACGGGGCCCUUAUUUUCAUGCAAUUUAGUCUGAUGCGUGAGAAACCGGAAUCGAAUUUCCAAAGUUAAGAAAUGACGGUACGUCCCUGUAAAUGGCUCUCCACUCGAUUAGAAGCAAGUUAUUAAACAGCUGAUCAUGUUUAUGGGAAUGAGCUUUGAAUUAGUCAUAAGAAUUAUGAGAUAAACAGAUAAAUUAUAAUGAGAAAUGGGGUGAUUUUGCGUUGAAAUGCAAUCAACCCUCUGUAGAAUGAAUUUCAAGUGAAAACGGACCGGAAAUUUCAAGAGAUCCCAUUUUCUUCGAAGAAGAUUGGUUUUUCUUAACGGGAAAUUCAACGUACUGCUUGAGGAAACUUGGCAGAGAUAAGAAUAUCAGAUUUCGAAAAUAUAUGAGGUCUUUGGACAGUUGCCAAAGAUUUCGAAUAUUUUCUGAAGUCUGCUAUUCUCAAUCUCCGUCAAGCUCCAUCAAAGCAGUACGUUGAAUUUCUCAUUUCGAAAAAUAAAAUCUUCUUUGACAAGGAAAGUACAUUUCGGGGAGCUCCUACUUUUAUACGGAAAUAUCUCGAAAAAUACGUAAAAUCAUGCUGAUUAGGAAUAUGCAAAAAUCAACGGGUUUUGCAUAUUCUUGAUCAGCACAAUUUUUCGAAUUUUUGAGAUAUUUCUAGUCUAAAAGUGGGAGCCCCCAUCAAAGUACUUGUGAGCAGAACAGGGUCUGAGUUCCGCGGGUUUUUAUCGACCAUAGUUGGUUACGGACGUAAUACCAGAAUUCGUCUUACGCACAAGCAGUAAACAACUACUUUAUAGAGGUCUUUGACUGUCUCUAGUUUUACUGCUUAUCGUUUUCCGGGCGAGAGUAAGGGCUGGGCGUUCUUAAAAAAUUUGAAAACAUCAAUUUGAAUUUUCUUUAUUUUGUAGUUGCAUGUUGCAAGUUUUUUUAGCUAUUGUAGCGAAAACGAGGCUACCAGUUGUAUUUGUCACUAAUAUAAAUACAAAAGUUGCGAUACAAAAAUGCCGAUAAUGAUGAGAUCUACACGUCACUUUGCAAAGCUACAAUUUAAAAUACGAACAAGCCGAAAAAUGCAUACUUAUGGUAAAAUUGAAACUCAAUAUUAUUCACUCCCUCUCAGUCUUAUGAGUAAGGCUCUUCAAAAAAUUUUAUGGCCAUAUUAUAACCGCAAUCCCGCACUUACCGCGGCUUAAUAACUUUUCGAACGCCCGAACCCUCGACAAAGCGAACUGAAAUAGCGCCCGGGGCCGAGUAUUUCAGCCCCGACCAAUUUAAUUCCGCAAGAUGUUGUGCUUGAUUAGGGACCGCAAAAACCUUUGCGGGCGCAUUUCGCAAAUAGGUUUAGGGGAAAUGAUCAAGUUUAGUACGGGGCCGCGGUCACCAGCACCGUUCUCCAGGGAGAAAUGUGCAUAUCAAGAAGGGGCGAUUAAAUUUAACCGCUUAUUUUGGGCAGUUUUACUUUUCCAAGACUCCCACGUGAUGCUCAGACUACGCGAGACUUCAAUUACGCAAAGAUGGGUAAUUGAGGUUCAACUGGAAGUUCAGACAACAGAUUACAGUAGGGAGAAGAUUCUAAGAAGAGGAGGAAAAAAUCAGACUGAAACGAUUAGAAACUAAAAAAUGUAAAAAUUAUUGGGCGGAUUUUAAAUUGAAACAGUUGAAAAUCGGAACAAUGGAGCACGAUGUAGCUAAAAAUUUGACUUUUUACGGAGGGUUUGCUGUAUCGAGGUCAGUUCUAGUCUGAAUGGCUGAAAGACAACCUUUAUACAACGAGCCUUCUUUAAAAAGCAAAUUUUUGCGUAUCCUGCGAUUUGUUAUGAACUCGCCUGUCGAGUCAGACAUAAUGAACAAAAUUUGAGCCCAAUUUGUCGCAUUAACCCCGCAAAAGCAAGCCCGAAAAGACAGGGUUGCCGAAGACGUAUUUCCUAGAACUGUUGUCGAACGCAACUAAUUUAAUCAGCAUCACGACUGCGCUCAACUCCCCGAAUAUCGAAUGCAGGUCCUCUCCCACCCAUAUUUGAAUACGCCCAAGGCAUUAUUUCCGGCCGGGAACGUCAGCUCCAGUUUUUCGUCAAAGUAAAAGAAUGCGGGCGAAAAGAUCGGGAGUAGGAUGAACCAAAAAGAAUGCACUAGGAAGUAGUUCCCCGCAGUCCCUGUGCCGGUAUAUGAGUAGCCCAUCUUAACUCAUUCGACAAGGCGUUAAAACCGCGGGCCCCGAGAAAAUUGGUUAAAAAUGAUGAAAGGAACGGAAUCCAAAAAUAAUACGAAAAGAGGAAAGGGAGAAGAAGAGGCCAGACGGGAAUUAGAAGUUUGCAAAAUAAUUUACAGGAUAUUAGACAUUUUCAUUCACAGUAAUAGUGUGACAGAUUCGUCUAUCUGACUGUUUAUGUCUUCAUUUUUAGCAGCGCGCUUUACAAGUGAUAUCUUGAAAAAUCUGAAGAGUUUUAAAAUUUUUAAAGUCAUGUUGAGUCAAUUUGAGACGAUUGCGCUGUCUAGAAAUCUUAAUUUCAAAAAUCGAAGGACCAACAAAAUGUAGUCCAAAUGACGAAGAGGCACGUCAACUCAAAAAAUAGUAUAAAAAUGAAUAGAUUGAAGUUGACGUGAUGUAGGAAAAGGAGCUACUAAAGAUUUUCUUCCAUCCAAAUUCAAAAAAAAGUUGUAAUUGGGCUCCCCUGCCUAGCUUCAUUCUGGCUUUCAGUUGCCACUGAAGCUUUUCAAGCCUUCCCUGAUAGACAUUGCCGUUUUUCAAGGGCUAUUACUGUUAUAGAAGGAUAAAUAAUGCUUUCAAAAUUCUUUAACUCAGCUAAGGUGAUUCUUCGAAAAAACGCCUUCCAAUUUCAGGAGAACCCAUGUAUGGCCAUGUGUAAUAAAUCGCAAGAAAAAGAAACUUAUCAACCUGUGGGGAAAAUAAUGAGACACAACGUCGCAUCGAAAAUCGCCGCUCAGAAAAUGAAUUGUGAAAAUCAAAUUGCUUUUCACUUCAGCGGCGCGAUCGACACAGCGACAUUUUUCUCAUUAUUUUCCCGACUGAUUGAUAUUUGUUAAAGACAGGUUUGAUGCUUUGGAGGUUCAUCCUGACCUAAAAUUUCUCUUUAGAGCCCCUCAAGCCGUUCGUUAUGUGCAGUUUUUGUCAAUUAAGCCUUUGUUGUAGAGCGAUUGUACUUCAUAAAUAAAAAACAUUUUUAGCAGUCUAUGUUUUGCCCGCUUUCUCCUACCGUACCAAAAAAAAGUUCACUUACCACCAUUUUCCUGGACCAAUUUAUCCACCGCACACGCUAAUCUCCGCGAGCUUUGAAUUUCAAAAAAAAAAAAAAAAACUGGAACGGAAUGCCUCUCCCUCCAGUCGAGACGCUAGUUAGACACGAAUAGCCGGAUCGAAAAUACAAUGCGCGCCGUUUUAAUUUGGUUUCCUUGACGUCCUUCAACCAAUUCACUUUUUCCGAAUGACAUGCCCGUGGUUUUCAAACCCGCAAUGUUUUGGAACUUUUUUCGGCCGCUUCCUAUCUUCUCAUAAUACCGCAAUUUUGUCGAGAUAAUUGGCCUCAUUUAGACGGAGACCUAUAUUGAUACCUUAUGGAAUCGUUACGCUAGAGGUCAUUAGGAAGCACGAACUUCCGAGUACCUUAAUGCCGGGUUACAAUGACAUAAACAAAAAUAUCACAUCUUGCAACCCCUUUUCAAAGACUGUGUUCAAUUUGGCGGGCAAGGUGUGCUAAAACCAAUUUAUCGUCAACAUCAAAGAAGAGUUGGGAAAAUGACGGGCGAUGAACAUCUGCUUCUAAUGAAUACAACAGAUAUCAUGCCGUUUUUAUGGAUAGUGCCAUUUAAACGUGCGUUUAAUGACCACACAUGCAUUAGAUUACGAGUGCGUACGAAAAGAGCGUACGAUAGAGGCUGUGCCGAUUUUUAUGAAGAUCUAGGUGAGUCUAGAGGCUCGUAAAGGGAUGACGAAAAACAAGAACCGAGAACCACGAAGUUUAUGACUGAACUUUAAAAGUGGGUUGAUACGUUUACAAGGGAAGGGCCCAAGAGAUUUUGGGCCCAGAUUUUCUAACGUUUGCACAUACUUUAUGCCUGUGCUGGAUGUAAAGUCUUGAAAUUUUAGCUCAUGUUUUACAAUCGCACCUGAAAUCUUCAGCGAUCUUUCUUUGAGAGAGCACGUGAAAUUAUCAGUCUGUCGGGAAAACAGUGAGGACUCUGUCGACGAUAAAAUGAAUUGUCUUGCGAUGAAAUCAAAUUGCCUUUCACUUCAACGCAUGAAGUUAUCAGUCCGUCAAUAAGGUAGUGAGCGCAAUGUCACAACGCCAAUCGCGUCGCUGAAGUGAAAGGAAAUUUGAUUUCAUCGCUAGACGAUUCCUUUUUGCGGCAACGAUGCGACAGAGUCCUCACUAUUUUCCCGACACACUGAUAACUUCAUGUGCACAUGCAUGUGCUUAAUCGAGAGAACGAUCGCUAAAGAUUUCAGGUGCGAUUGGAUAACAUGAGCUAAAAUUUCGAGACUUUACAUGCGGCACAGGAAUUAAGCUGGCGUAGGAAGUUGAGGGCUAAAUAUAAGCCCUUAAGAAUUCCCCAGAUUAUUGCUAAAUUACAGUGAGGGACGGGAUCCAAUGGCAAAAAACGACUUAUUUUGCAUCCCGGAAGGGACCAAAAUGUCUCCAAACCCUUCCCUUCUCUAAGCUAAAAAACGCCGAUUUGAAGAGCCCGCCUUGAAGGAAAGGGCGCGCUUUUCAAAGCGGAGUUUUUUGGCUUAGAGAAAGGAAGGGUUUGGAGUCAUUUUGGACCCUUCCGAGAUGCAAAAGGAGACGUUUUUUGCUAUUGGAUCAGGUCCCUCACUGUAAUAUGGUCCAAGUUCAAAGGCUGAUUUCAUAAAUGAUACACAGAUAACACAUGGUUCCAGACUAAUGAGUUUAAAAAUAUGACGGCUUCCCGCCGGUUAAUUGAGCAAGAAAUAACACUAAGAAAAUUGAAAAUCAAACGUUAUAACGGGAGCUACGGGCAAAUGUUUAAUCUCUCGACGAGCUUGAAGUCAAUGAAGCACUUCUCUAAAAAUUAAAUUUGGCUACAAUUCCUGUCGAAUCCAGGCUUGUGAGCCCAAAAUUGCCCGCUAAAAUAUUCGGGAUUUCGCCUCAAGCUUACCAUUUCUUAUUCUGCGCGGAACUUGUUUAAUAUGCAAAUUGCAUAAAAUAGAACGCGUUGAAUGAAUUCGUGGGUUAAGACUAGGAUUAGCAAGAGGAUUUGACGAGAUGAAAUAAAAGUUUUCAGUAAAAGUUUGGUCGAAAAUAAAGUUCGAUGGAAAUGAACCCUUGGAACCGCAGAUAGACGGAGUUUUAUCUGUUUAUCCGGAAGACGAGUGAACUUAUUAUUAGAUAAAUAGCCCCAUUACUCGAAUCCGUGGACCGGAAGGAAUUGAAGUAGAUUUUGCAAGGCUUUUCGAGAUGCACUUGCGUUUUUUUUUCAAUUUGCAUGGAAUGGGUCCCAAGUGCAGGUUUCGUUUUAGUUUUGCACCAGAUUGGAGACUUGGCGUAUCGAUUUAUCGACUCGUGAAAGUUUCAGCUCGCGCUUUGCAGGCACAGCCGAGAUAUUCAAAGAUCUUUGCGGCCCAUAGAGUACGCGAAACUUCGAUCAAAAAAUCCGCAAAAAAGUGCCACGAUUUCCCCAAAUUUUGGCUUGAAAAUGCCGGUUAUUUCUGCAAAACGCGAGCGAGGAGUUUCGCAUGUAUUUGGAAAAAAUUAAUCUAAAUUUGAACAAAGUUUUAUCAAGAUUUAAGGGUCGCGCUUUGAGAACUUCCCCGUUAAUUUUAACAAUCUUACAGCUAAAGAUUGCUUUUAGAAGCAAGCUUUAGCUCUGUCACAAAAAAAUUUUAAUAAGAAAAUAUUAACUCUGCAAAUAAUCCGCCCUGAAAUUGCCAAAAUUCUCAGUCUUUGACCUAUUUGCCCAUGAAAACGUGUGAUAGUUUAUAGGUCGAAGAAAAACAUGACGAAAAGUCACUUGAGACGCUGGCGAGCGUCACGUUUUAUCUAUCUUCACGCCAAAAUGGCUAAAAGUUAGAAAUUCGUCAAAUGUUUCAUCCGGAAAUAGAAAUAAAAUUACUUUUUAACAGUAAUUUCGAUAUAAAAAAUAUUCAUUUUUUAGUGCUGCACCGAUUGGACCGCACAACCUCCGGGGUCUUGCUCUUCGCAAAGAACUUGGAAGCGGAUCGAUAUGUAAGUUUGCAAAGAGAUCACUACAACCGCGACCUUUCGUUUAUUUUAAAGUUUGGUGAAAGUACUCUAACUUGGCCACAGUUUAUUCAUAGAAAAUUUUAGUCCGCGGUUUAUAAUGACCACCGAGAUAUUGUGCUCUUUUUGCGAGAGAUUGCAUAAAAUGAGGAGAGUCGGGCAGACGAAAAAGAAAUUUUGUUCAUAACUUUUGGAAUUUUCUCGGAAAAGAUGAUUGUUAGAAGAAGUAUUGUGCAUCUUACUUGUAACCAAGAUAAAAAAAUCGGGUCCACCUUGCCGUAAUUUAAAAAAAUGGACCCAGGUAAAAAAAAGUUUUCAAAAAAUGGGCCCCUCUCACCGUAAUUUUCAAAAAAAAAAAAAAAAAAAAUUCGGACCCUCUUACCAUAACUUUCAAAUGCCCCCUCCAUUUUUUACCCAUCUAAAAAUUUCCGAUAACUUUUGCCUAAACUUGACCGCCUCGCCGAUCUUUGGCGUCCCCCUUUGAAGUCCACGUUCGCAAUUCCAACACGAACCCGACGAGAGCAAUAUAAUGUUUGUUGAAAUUUUAGCAUUUUGAUGAAAAUUGUGGGGCCGAAUAAAAUAUCCCAGAAAGGCGACGCUCCAGACGAGAAAAUUUCCUCGGGUUUCUCGAACUUUUUUUGCACCGGAAAUUGCCGAGGAAUAGAAAAAAGGCCAAACUCUAUAUCUGGGACCACUUGAUUUGAAUAAAUUAGAAUAAAGUCAGAGUUCAAAAAAUCUUUUUUUAAAGUCGAAAAAGAAUUAUUGUCCUUCCGGAAGGUCGCCAAACUGAAAUCGGCGACGCACUGUGCGAAAACGAAACUUUUCUUUGCACCGUGAAAUAGGCUUUUUUCAGUUGUCGAUAGAACCCUGAUUUUUUUCGCACAAUGCAGGCGUCAAAAAUCAGUCCGGCGACUUUCCGGAAGAACUGGCAUAGAGAGGGUUCGAAGUAAAAAAAAUAAAAACGCAUUUUUUCAAGGGGUGCUAGUCCGUCCGCUCUUGACCUUAUUUCGGAGCCAAAAUUUCUCACAAACAACUCAAAAAUUCACAAUCCCAGUCUUUGAUACUAGUCUAUUUGUAGUCGCUGAAGUGAUUUUUGUGACUUGCACUGGGCAGAAAAAGCAAGCCCAAAAAGCCUGUUGCACUAUGCAAAAAGCAAGAAAUUGCAAGUGCAAAGAACACUUUGAACACUUUUUUUCUCGCUGUGAAUGUCGCAAAAAUCACUCCAGUGACUCUACGAACGGACUAGUACCGAAGACUGAGAUUGUGAAUUUUCGAGUUGUUUGUGAGAUAUUUUGGCUACGUAAAGAGGUCAAGUGCAAGAUUAUCCAACGGUUUUCAAAACGAAAUGGCAAAAUUUAGGGAAAACGAAACGGAUUUUUUUGGGAUUAUCUUGGCGUUCAAGGGCUAAAAAUCCCGAAAAUCUCAAAAAUAAUUUUUAAAACUGAUCACCUCGUUUACUUCAGCCGAAUCUCCAAAUAUUGCCCAAUAUCUCGGCUGCCCUUGCAAAGCGUGGGCUAAAAUUUUUAACCAUCAGUCUUGGCCCUAUUUAGAGUAUUUUUGUCAAAGUUUACGAAUAUCCGACCGUCACACUUUGAGCACUUUACCUUUAUAUUGUUUUAGGUCAUUUCUCAAAAAAAAUUUUUUUCAGCACAAAGAGCUGAUAAAAUCGGGAAAAUUCAUCAAAGAAUAUGUCUGCCGGGUCGAUGGCGAGUUCCCAACGUACGUUUUGACAGUAGAAAAAUUUGAUUUUGCCUUUUCUAGCGAGCCAGUCGUCUGCGAACAGCCAAUUGGAACCCUGGUCGUAUCCAUGGGAAUUCAGUGCGUCCGAAAAGACGGAAAGUCCGCCAAAUCCACUUUCCGAAGAGUCUGGUAUAACAAGGAGAAGAACCAGUCGUUAGUCCUGGCUCACAUCGAAACAGGAAGAACGCAUCAAAUCCGAGUCCAUCUGCAAUACUUGGGCUACCCCAUUGUCGAUGAUUUGUUGUAUAAUUGCAAGGUUUGGGGACCAGAAAAAGGGAAAAAUGCAGAGUAUGGAAAGGAUUUAGAGACGGUAAGUUGGAGAGGGUUUUGUUUUGGGAAUUUUUUUUUUUUUUGAAAUUUUUUGAGCCCAAAAAUUUUGGUGAGGGGGGACCAAGGGAAAAAUUUUUUUCAAUUUUGAUUUGACGUUUUGCUGGUUUAGAAUAAAAUUUUCAAAACCAUUCUUGAGCAUUUGAUAUCCCGAUCUACAAAGUUCACGAGGAUUUUGGUUCAAAAAUGGUUGUAAUUUUUGAAGUUUGCAUUUUUUCGAUAAGGGGACCAAGACAAAUUUUUGAAAUUUUCGAAUUUUAAAAAUUUUUCAAAAUUAUUGUUUUCGCAAUUUUUGGCUCCUUUUUGUGAUUCAUAUUCCCUUUUUUUCAGCUCGCCGUCGACGUCAAAGCCCGCCACCGUGCAACCUUAUGGCAAGAAGAGAAGGACCCCGACUACGAUACCCGAAUUAAGGCGGCCGCCGAGGAUCCGGAUGUAAGUCAGCGAAGUGAAUCCAAUUUUAUGCCAUAUUGCACGCUUCGGUCUGUAAUCCCUACAUGCCCAGCUUCCAGGUUGUGAAUCAGGAGCCGUGGGAUACGCAGAAACUCGACGACGGCCCGGACUACGAUCCCUUGUGUUUGAGUUGCAAUGUUGUGAAGAAGACCCCAACAAUGGCGCACUUCCGCAUGCCAUUGCAUUGUUGGCGCUAUGAGACCGAGAAAUGGACGUAUAAGGCGACGUUGCCGCGAUGGGCAUGGCCCCCACCGAAGGAUGUUGUUGUAGACAUCAACCUGCUGGAAUUGUAUGAUGACAAAGAGAAGUUGGCGAAAAGUGGGCAGGCGAUCAAGAAGAAUGAUCUGAGCAGCUCGCUGGAGAAAGAGGAAGACCCGUUGGAAACCGUAGAAGGUUGUAUUCCGGUCGCCAUUUAG